CUUUUUAUCAUUAUCGUUGUUAUUAUUAUUGGAAAGGGGGAGUCUCUUUUUUUCCUCGCUGGGUGUUCCCCCUCCUUCCUAAAAUGACGAUCGGUUUGGGAAGCUCCUUCUCAUCAUCAUGGCCAACGGGACGGGGGCGGCGACGGUCAUGCUGAAAUGCGUGGUGGUCGGCGACGGGGCGGUGGGCAAAACUUGCCUGCUGAUGAGCUACGCCAACGACGCCUUCCCGGAGGAAUACGUGCCCACCGUCUUUGACCAUUACGCAGUCAGUGUGACAGUCGGUGGCAAGCAGUAUCUGCUCGGGCUAUAUGACACUGCAGGACAGGAAGACUAUGAUCGCCUGAGGCCGCUGUCGUACCCCAUGACUGACGUCUUCCUCAUCUGCUUCUCGGUGGUGAAUCCAGCUUCCUUUCAGAAUGUGAAGGAGGAGUGGGUGCCGGAACUGAAGGAAUAUGCGCCGAAUGUACCCUAUUUGUUAGUCGGAACCCAGAUUGAUCUCCGAGAUGACCCCAAAACUUUAGCGAGGCUGAACGACAUGAAGGAGAAACCAAUUUGUAUGGAGCAGGGACAGAAAUUGGCAAAAGAGAUAGGAGCCUACUGCUACGUGGAGUGCUCGGCUUUAACCCAGAAAGGACUGAAGACUGUUUUCGAUGAAGCUAUCAUAGCCAUUUUAACUCCAAAGAAACACACGGUGAAAAAAAGAAUAGGAUCGAGGUGCAUUAAUUGCUGCCUGAUCACGUGAGACCCACCGGGACGAUGGCCACACAUACUGUGAAAUAUCCAAUACUGUGCAAACAUACACUUAAAACAACAGCAACGCUCUAUCCACAGAUCCGAGAUCAAUUGGGAAGCUGAUUUUAGGAAACUGGCAUCGGGCAAAAUCCAGAAUGUGUGGGAGGGAAAUCCCAAAUCAGUGAAGGAGCAAGCAGCAUCUGUUACAAACACUUUAUUCAGGCUGGAAGGAAAAGUACAAUCUCUCAGGGGUAACAUAAUUUAGGACAAGCGACAGAUGCAUCAUCAUGUUGCCACAGCAUGCAAAACGUGCUGUGAGGAGGAGGAGGAGGAGGGCCUGACGAUGCUCCAAAAGUGUUUCGAUUGCCUUCUGCUUUGACUGUGGUCUUUGUGCAGUCACGACGCCAGGAAUCAGCACAGCAACAAAAAAUGCCUUCUCUCUUUGCGCCAGCUAUCUGCUUUUGUACGUAAGCUGCUUCCUGUUCCAGUAUAUCCACAAAGGUGCAAUAAGGAGACCGGCCACGUAGCCAAAGGUCGCUCCGAGCGAACAGGAAAUGGGCCACACCUGAAGGAAGAGAAUUGCCACGUGGAGAGAGGGAGAGAAAGGAAGAGAUCAGACCCUCGACGUACUUUUAGGAGCACAAGUUUCCCGUGCAAUCGAACGAAGAAACCAAAAUGCGGUACAGGAUCCAUUGCAGAGCUCGACCUGCUUUCUCAGAGAAUGCCAAAAGUGUUAGCGGUUCAUCACGCAUCUAUUACGUGAACACUAAAUGUUGUACAGUUUUUAAACCUGUGUGCAUUAAAAUGUAACUAGGCUUUCUGGCUACUGCAGAUGAUGACACUUGAUAAUUCCCAGAACUAACGUGGAGCAUUUUAACCUGCCAGUUUUGGGGGCUGGGCUGCUGAUGUGCUCCUGCUUUGCUAUUAUUAUUAUUAUUAUUAUUAUUAUUAUUAUUAUUAUUAUUAUUUCUUCUGUAAUAGUGGAUUGUUAAUAUAGCCUGUACUGCUUCCUCUCUGCUUCCCCCCCCCAAGUCAUGGCAUAUUUUCAUUGCCGAAAAGCUGUGACAAAAGCGUUUAGCCACAAAGCACAAUUUGAACGAAGCAUUACCAAGGAAGACCAUAGACCAGGAGUAGACUUAAAGUAGAUUGGGAUCUACUGGCAGACCUUUGGAUAAUUUCCAGUAGAUCCCCAAGGAUUUCUGACUCCCAAUUGUUUAACAAGGGCAACAACUCUGCAGCCUAAUUAGGUUACUGAAGGGUAUGGGGAAAGCCUAGGAAUGGAUAUGUCAGCGCUGUGAGACGAGUUCUGGCCUUGAAAUGAAUUCUUAAGCUGAGAUAGAGCCCUUAAUUCUUUGUUCACCUCUUUUUCUGAGCUACUCUUCUUCACUUGGUGCUUGCUGGUGGACACCUGGGGAUUCUGGAAGUAGAGGGUGUAAUGUAUGAAAGACCCCAAAGUAGAUCUGCAAGCUUGAACUAACUCCAUCUCUGCCAUACACCACAAGGAAAGCAAGAUUCGGUUGACGACAAAUUGUCACGCUCUGCUUGAGAGAUUGCUAACAGUUGGGGGAGGAAGUCUCUGCAAAACCGGCCUCUGCCUCCCUGCCAGGAAGCACAUUGUCUUCCCAGCAUCUUUGGGGUUUGCUAACUCUCCCCUCGCCCCUGUACCCCACAAGUGCUUUUCUCCAUUGAAAAGGCUACAAGCACCUGAAAGUUGGUGAAUGAGGCCCAACAAAAUUAGUCAGGGAGCCAAAAGGGGAAGCUGCUUCAAGGAGAUCAGAAGCAGAAAUGCAGAAACACACACACAGCCAACAAGCUUAAUUCAGGUUUUGAAAACAAAGUAGGAACUGUCUGAUUGAUCAGACAGGGUUCCAUUCUAAUCCCAGCA
This is a messenger RNA of Lacerta agilis (Sand lizard), 2617 nucleotides long. It is a transcript of the gene RHOQ, whose product is annotated as ras homolog family member Q. The record is from RefSeq and is a predicted model, not a curated record. The transcript has 5 exons. Gene Ontology annotation, molecular function: GTP binding; GTPase activity. Gene Ontology annotation, biological process: cortical actin cytoskeleton organization; small GTPase-mediated signal transduction. The coding region runs from base 119 to 742 and encodes 207 amino acids. NCBI's taxonomy places the organism in Eukaryota, Metazoa, Chordata, Lepidosauria, Squamata, Lacertidae.